Neopelma chrysocephalum (saffron-crested tyrant-manakin) is the source of this 16715-nucleotide messenger RNA. It is a transcript of the gene PKD1, whose product is annotated as polycystin 1, transient receptor potential channel interacting. The record is from RefSeq and is a predicted model, not a curated record. Lineage: Eukaryota; Metazoa; Chordata; Aves; Passeriformes; Pipridae. The transcript has 46 exons. Gene Ontology annotation, biological process: kidney development. Gene Ontology annotation, cellular component: membrane. Gene Ontology annotation, molecular function: protein binding. The coding region runs from base 78 to 13214 and encodes 4378 amino acids.
CGCUGAGGCGGCCGAGCCCGGCCGAGCCCCCGGGGGGCAGCGGCGCAGCCGGGGCCAUGCCAUGCCCGUAGGGAGAGAUGCCUUUGGGAAAUGGAGACACUGGAUCACAGCGCAAACAUGGCGCCCCCGCGGCGCGGCUGCCGCUGCCGGGCUGGUGCCUGCUCUGCUCGCUGCUGUGCGGGGGCAUCGCGGCCGGCCCGGCCCCCGCCUGCCGGCCCUGCGCCCCGGGCUGUGCCUGCGCCGCGCCCGCCUGCGCCGUCAACUGCUCUGCCCGCGGCGUGGAGCGCCCGGGGCCCGCCGUGCCCGCCGCCGCCACCGCGCUGGAUCUUUCCAACAACAAGAUCAGUGGUUUAGAUGUUCAGCUGUUCAGAAGCCUGACUUCGCUGGCAAAGCUAGAUAUAAGCCACAACCAGAUUUCUACAUUAGAAGAUGGAAUAUUUGAUAAUUUAUUUAAUUUAAGUGAAAUAAACUUAAGUUGGAAUCCAUUUGUUUGUGACUGCAAACUGUCCUGGUUGCCCCGCUGGGUGGAAGACAGAAGAGUGAGAGUUCUUGAGGCGUCAGACACGAGAUGUGCCCACCCCCCCGAGGUGGCAAACCUGUCCCUCUUCGACAUCCCCUUCCCCAAUGCCACCUGUGGAGCUCAGUACAUCACGUGUCUGACAAACAACCACACGGAAGGGGCUGAACUUGUCGUCCUCUUCACAUCUGUCCACGCUGGGAACCUCAGCGAGGAGACCUGCAGUGCCCUGUGCUACGCCCAAGACCAGGAGUACGGAGGUUUCAGCUCCCUGGGGCAGUGUCUGUGUGGAACUGCCCAUGAAACAAACUCUUCCUCUGGCUGUUUGCCAUUUUGCACUGAGCAUUUGUCCGGGCAGGGCUGUGGUGGCCCGUCACUCGUCCCCUCGCCCUUCCAGGCACAGCUGCCUGUGUCUUUCACAGGACUCCAGCCCCGGUACAGCCUGCACCAGGCCGUGCUCUUCAAUGUCAGUAUUCCCAUCGCUGUCAGCACUUUACUGUGGGAAUUUGGGGACCAGACAGAGGUUCUCAACACCACUGGAAAUGCAGCUGUGCACACGUACGCCUUACCCGGGCGGUACAAUGUCACUGCCACCAUCCUGGUGGGCACCAAGGUCUUGUACGAGCAGGCAGAAGUUGAGGUGGUAGCUUCACCCCAACAGCUGGAGCUGCAGUGCCCUUCCUUGGUCAAGACGAACGAGAGUCUGGACAUCCGGAUCCGCAACAGAGGCGGCACCGGCCUCGCGGUGCUGUACGGGAUCACACAGGCCGGAGAGCUGGGCAGGGCAGUUCACCCCAUGUGCCCCCCCGAUGGUUUGGUGUUCCCGGGCAAUAACCACUGCUACCAGCUGGUGGUGGAGAAGGCGGAGUGGCUGGAGGCCCAGCGGCACUGCCAGGAGCACGGCAACGGAGAGCUGGCUUUUGUCAGCAGCCCCGAGAUCCAGAGCUUCCUGGUUGCUCGUGUCAUCAGGAGCCUCGAUGUCUGGAUUGGAUUCAACGAUUUUGCAAGCUCUGGAGCGCAGCAAAGAGGGGAAGGAUUUAAUCUGGAGAGCUGUCAGAACUGGCUGCCAGGAGAGCCCCAUCCCUCCAACGCUGACCACUGCGUCCGGAUGGGCCCGACGGGCCAGUGCAACACCGACCUGUGCAUGGCCAAGCACAGCUACGUCUGCGAGUACAAGCCCAAAGGAGUUCUCCUAAACGCCGAAAACUUCUUUGAGGGCGACGCUGUGUUUGACACCCCCGAGGCCGUGAGGAACGUGACUGGAGCUGUGCUGGCAGAGCCGUGGCAGGCUGAGGAGGUGAUGGAGUUCCCUGAGCUGGCAUUCAGGCACGAGGGGUAUCUGACUGCCCUGGAGUUUGUGACACAGGAUCUGCAUCAGCCCGUCCAAGUGAGGUUCCAGGUGCACAGGCCGACGGAUGGAGAAGACUACCAGGAGGGAAGCAAUGCUACGGAACCAUUCCACCCUGCUCAGGAUGACGGGAACUGGACGCUGCUGGAAUGUCCUCCUGGUUUCCAGUGGUGUCAUUUGACUGAUUUGUGCUCGUCCCACAACAACUGCUGCAAUGCGACCGAGUGUGCCAACAACAGUUCCUUUGCCAGCAGCCCUGCCCCCGGAUCCUUCCAGCCCAACAACAGCCAGCUCAGCUAUGAACUCCACCAGGAAUUUCUCUUUACAGUACCAGCUGGCCCCUCUUCCCAGUAUCAGGUCUCAUUCAGAAAAGAAAAUAUCUUUGUCAGGCCUGGGGAUGUCUUCAGCAUCCAGCACAAUGCAGGCUCGGGCUCCUUCCUGCAGUGCCAGCCCGGCGCCACAUCCCCACCCAGAACCGACGUGCUCCGUGUGAACUCCUCCGAGUGGGCCCUGGGCCCGUCCGAGGGCUCCGUGGGCCCCCCCUGGGUGAACAGCACCGUGUGCUCGCUGCGUGUCCGCUACGCCGAGGAGCAGCUGGUCCCGGUGCUCAGCCCCCACAACGCGGGGCUGGACCAGCCCGGCCUCUACACGGUCAGAGCCAGCGUGGACAACGGGGCCUUCAGCGCCAACCUGUCCUGCAGCUUCCGGGUGGCCUCGCCGGUGUCGGGCCUGCGCGUCAUCCACCCCGCUCCCCAGGGCAGCAGGGUCUACCUGCCCACCAACCACACCGCCCUGGUGCUCAAGCUGUCCUCGGGGGUGAACGCCACGGCCACCUGGCUGGGGGACAACCGCAGCGUGCCCUUCACCGGGGCCUGCCCGGCGGCCGUGGCGGCGCUCGUGGCGCAGUGUGCCAGGGACAACAACGACACCUGGUUCGCCGUGGUGCAGCUGAGCGGCCUCAGGGAGGGGCUCAGCACCCACGUGCUGGUGGCGGAGAACGCCGUGAGCUCCCAGAACAUCACGGUCACGGUGAAGGUGGAGGAGCCCAUCCGCGGGCUGAGGGCCACCCCCGACCCCGAGAGCAGGGUCCUGCUCAACACACGGGUGAGCUACAUCCCUGUGAUGGAGGCUGGGUCAGAUGUGACUUUCCGAUGGACAGUAGAUGAUAAGCCAUCUUUCACUUUUUACAAUGUUGUCUUCAACGUUAUCUACCAAAGCCCAGCCGUGUACAAGCUGUCGCUCACCGCCUCCAACCACGUCAGCAACUUCACGGUCAUUUACAACGUCACGGUGGAGAUGAUGAAUAAGAUGAAGAACCUGACGGUGUUGGGUGUCCUGCCAGUCCUGCCCCAGAACAGCACCGUGGAGCUCACGGCGAGGGUGCACGUUGAUUCGGCUGUGGAGGCUCUGUUCCUGUGGGAUUUUGGAGAUGGUGUCCAGGAGACGUACCUAUUCAAACCUCCCUACAACAAGUCUUUCCUUGUUCCUGACCCCAGUGUCCAUGAGGUUGUCAUUGAGCACAACGUUUCACACAUCUACCAAGACCCAGGAGAAUAUGCCCUGAUGGUUGUCGUGUCCAACCAGUUCGAGAACCUCACGCACUUGACCCCGGUUCACGUCCACAGUUACCUGGUUGAUGUGAAGGUGGAAGCAGAGGAGGAAGUUUUAGUCGUGAGCCGCCCAGUGACCUUCCGAGCCCAUCCCCUGCCGUCCCCCUAUGGCGUCGUGUACACCUGGGACUUCGGGGACAGGUCCCCCCUGCUCACAGAGAUCCAGCCUACAGUGACCCACAGCUACGCCCAGAGAGGGGUGUACAACGUCACCGUGACAGCCAACAACACCGUGAGCAGUGUGGAGACAGUGGAGUGCUACCAGGUGUUUGAGGAGAUCACCGGGCUCCGCGUUUCCGUGGGUGAGGCAGCAGAGCUGGGAGCGUCUGUCACCGUCAACGCCUCCGUGCAGACCGGGGACAGCAUCACCUGGGUGUUCGACCUGGGGGACGGGACGGUGCUCAGGAGUCAGGAGCCAGUGGUAGAACACGUGUACAUAAAGGACAUCAACUGCACUGUGAAUGUGACUGCUGUGAAUCCCGUGAACUCCGUCUCCCAGGCUGUUCCUGUUCGGAUAUUUGUCCUGGAAGUGCUCAAAAUAGAGCCGGCUUCUUGCAUCCUGGAGCACCCGGACGUGCAGCUCACCGCCUACGUGACGGGGAAUCCCGAGGAGUACAUCUUUGACUGGACUUUCGGAGAUGGCUCCUCCAAUGUCACAGUCAGGGGGGACCCUGGGGUGAGGCACAACUUCACCCGAAGCGGGACGUUCCUGCUCUCCCUGACCCUCUCCAGCAGGUUUAACAAGGCUCACUAUUUCACCAGCGUCUGUGUGGAGCCGGAGAUAGUCAACGUCACCCUUCUCCCUUCCAAGCACUUUGUGAGGCUUGGGGAAGAGAGCACCUUCCAGGUCAGUGCUGUUCCUCCCUACCAGUACCGCUACCGCUGGGAUUUCGGGAACAACGAGUCCGCCAGAUCGAGUGGGACUGAGGUGACCUACACCUACAAGAACACAGGGGUCUUCCUGGUCACAGUGACUGUCUCCAACAACGUCUCUUUCAACAACGACACAGCAUUUGUGGAAGUCCAGGAACCGGUUGGGGUAGCGAAGAUUGAAUAUAAUGGGACAGAUGUUUUGGAGCUGAACCAGAUCUACCUGUUCUCUGCCAGCAUGAAUGGAACCAAAGUGAGUUACUGCUGGGACUUUGGGGAUGGCACUACCCAGCCUGGGCAAGUGGCCACCCACUCUUACAACAGCACGGGCCAUUACAGCAUCACUGUGAUGGGCCAGAACGACGUGAGCUCCAACGAGACCACCAUCGAGGUCACCGUGAAACGUCGGCUCUUUGGCCUGACCAUCAAUGCCAGCAGGACAGUGGUGCCACUAAAUGGGUCGGUGAGUUUUGUAGCCACCCUCGUGGCUGGCACUGCCAUCCGCUACUCGUGGAUCCUCUGCGAUCGGUGCACUCCCAUCCAAGGCUCCUCCACGAUUUCCUACACCUUCCGCUCCGUGGGCACCUUCAACGUCAUCGUGACAGCAGAGAACAAGAUCAGCUCGCUGCAGGACAGCAUCUACGUCUACGUCCUGGAGCAGAUUGAGGGCCUGCAGGUGGCCAGCGGUGACCUGGUGGAGGACAUGUAUUUCCCAACAAACAAAACACUCCAUUUGCAGGCCGUGGUGAGAGAGGGAACGAACAUCUCCUACAGCUGGGCAGUCCAGCGGGAUGGCAAUGCUGUGCAGACCUCCACUGGGAAAACCUUCUCCUUUAGCGUCCCCGAAGCCGGGAACUACACUGUCUAUCUGAAGGCCACCAAUAUGCUGGGAUGUGCCACUGUUAACAGGACGCUGGAGUUUGUUGAAAGCCUUGGUCUCCUAAAGCCCUUCGCCUUCCCCAACCCAGCUGCUAUUAAUGCCUCUGUUAACAUAAGUGCCACCAUAACCAGUGGCACUGGCAUCACCUAUGUGUGGUACCUCGAGGAUGGCUCUUCUCCUGUUACUUCUGAACCCUUCAUUAUACACUCUUUCCAAAGCCCUGGGGUGAUCGAGGUCGUCGUAGGAGCAGAAAACAAGCUGAAUUCAACCAAUUCAACAAUUUCUAUCUGGGUAGAGGAGGUUAUAGAGGGGCUGAGUAUAGGGACAGCAGAGCUGGACUGUAGGUACGUCUCAUCAGGCUCCACGGUGGUCUUUGAGGGGGAGCUGCAGAAAGGGACUGAAGUGACCUGGCUUUGGGAGGUGCCCAAUGGCACCUUGACUGGCCAGUCCGUGGCAGUCACAUUCCCUACGGCAGGGCUUUAUACAGUCCAUCUGAAUGCAUCCAAUGACAUCAGCUGGGCUCUGGCCAGCAGGAAUAUCUCAGUGCUGGACAGGAUCCAAGGUCUGGAAGUUCUCGCCAGCAAGAAAGUGGUGGAGCCAGGGGAGCAGGUCACCUUUGUGAUCAGGAUGUUGUCAGGUACCUCUGUGAGUUACCUGGUGAGCAUAAGCGGGGACUACUCUGUGGUGCUCAACGGGUCCAGGUACACCCAUGAGUUCACCAAGAGCGGCGAUUACCUGGUGACUGUGACCGUGCAGAACCAGAUCAGCAUCGCACACGCCCAGGUGCUCAUCUCUGUCCUGGAGGCCAUCCGGGACGUCAGGCUCCUGAACUGCUGUGAGGAGGGCAUCCCCACGGGCACGGAGAAGAGCUUCAGUGCCCGUGUGGGGAGCGGCUCCCGCGUGUCCUUCUCCUGGCGGUUCUCCCUGUGGAAAGAGCAAGGUCGAUCCGUGGUCACUGUGUCAGGAGAGAGUGUUUCCUACACUCCAGAAGCUGCAGGGCUGCUUGAGAUUCACCUCAGUGCCUUCAAUGACUUGGGAAGUGUCAAUGUCACCAGAACCAUCCAGGUCCAAGACCCGAUAGUCCAGGUCUCCCUCUCUGCCUCCAAUGCCUUUGUCAACAGGACGGCGCUGUUCGAAGCCACGGUGGUGCCCAGCAGCAGGAGUGUUGAGUUCUUGUGGAGCUUUGGGGAUGGUUCCUCCGCUCAAACAACCAGGGUUGCAGUGGCCAACUAUUCCUACCUGAGCCCCGGGGAUUACCUGGUGGAGGUGAAUGCCACCAAUCUCAUCAGCUUCUUCAUAGCCCAGCUCACUGUCACCGUCAAAGUCCUGGAGUGCGAGGAGCCGGAGGUGGAGCUGGCCUUGCCCCCCCAGGUGGUCAUGAAGCGAUCCCAGAGGAACUACCUGGAGGCCCAGAUUGACCUCCGAGGGUGCAUCAAGUACCAGACAGAGCACCUGUGGGAGAUCUACCGAGCACCCAGCUGCAUGGACCUGGAUGACUCCAGCAGGAUCCGGCUGCCGAACGUUGACGUGAACAGGCCCCAGCUGGUUAUCCCGAAGCUCGCCCUGCAAGUUGGGAACUAUUGCUUCAUGUUUAUUGUCUCCUUUGGAGAUACCCCGCUGUCCAAAAGCAUCUUUGCCAAUGUGACUGUGAUCCCAAGUAAGCUGGUCCCAAUCAUUGAUGGGGGGUCAUACCGUGUAUGGUCCAACACUCAGGACUUAGUCUUGGACGGGGAGAAGUCCUAUGACCCGAACUUGGAUGAUGGUGCACAGACCCCGCUGUUGUACGAGUGGUCCUGUACAUACUCCUCCAAGCAGAGCUCGGCUGCAGGGUGCUCUCUGAAUUUCAGUGCCAGUGAAGGAAUUGUCACAAUCCCCAAAGCUGAAUUAGAAGCAGAUGUGGCGUACACGUUCGACCUCACCGUCAGGAAGGGGGACAUGAGUCCUGAGGCAACCAACCAAACCGUGUUCAUCAAGAGGGGAGGAGUCCCUAUCGUGUCCCUGGAGUGUGUUUCCUGCAAGGCUCAGUCUGUCUACGAAGUCAGCAAGAGCUCCUACGUCUACCUGGAGGGGACCUGCCAGAACUGUCACAAUGACUCCAAGAUUGGGAGAUGGGCAGCACACAGCUUUAAGAACAGGUCUCUCAUCCUGGACAAAACAACAACCUCCACUGGGGACACGGGGAUGAACCUGGUGCUGAGGCCCGGGGCACUGAAGGAUGGCGAGGGCUACACCUUCACCCUGCACAUCACAGACCUCACCACGGGGGAGGAGGGCUUUGCCUCCAUCGACCUGCUCCCCAACCAGCCCCCCAUGGGAGGAAAGUGCUUCCUGUCUCCCAAAGGACCCCUCAGGGCGCUCAUGACCAAGGUGCACUUUGAAUGUGCAGGCUGGCGGGACACGGAGGACGCGGAGGCCCCUCUGGUGUACAUCCUGCUGGCCUCGCGCCGCCGCCGCGGCCACUUCCACGAGUUCUGCCUCUACAAGGGCAGCCGGGCCGAGCACGGCGCCUUCCUGCCCCCCGGCUUCCACGAGAGCGGCUUCCAGGUGUCCGUGGCCGUCCUCGUGCAGGACCAGCUGGGAGCCACCGUGGUGGCCAUUAACAGCUCCAUGGAAAUUGGCUUACCCGAGGGCUUUCCCAGCCUUUCCCACUGGCUCUACAACCAAACUGACACUGUGCUCCAGGGAUUGGUGAAACAAGGGGACCCUCAGCAGGUCAUUGAGUACUCCCUGGCCCUCAUCACCAUCUUAAAUGAGUAUGAGAGAUCCAUGCUUCUGGAACCUGAGGCUGGGAAUGAAUUUGAGCUCCGAACCUGGACUCGCAACAACAUCACGGAGACCCUGAACUCUCUGAAGGUGAACACUGUUGAUGACAUCCAGCAGAUCUCGGCGGCCCUGGCGCAGUGCACGGUGGUGAGCAAGGAGCUGGUGUGCAAGUCGUGCCUGACAAGGACCUUGAACAAGCUGGAGACCAUGAUGACCAUUCUGCAGGGGGAAACAACCCAGGGCACUGUGACUCCGACUGGCAUCGCUGACAACAUCCUCAACAUCACAGGUGACCUAAUCCACCUUGUCAAUACGGUUUCACAAGAAUCCAAGCCCCAGGAGCUGCUUGCUGAUUCCCACAACUUGCUGCUGGCUCCCAAAGCCUACAACCUGUCCUCCAGCCUGAUGCGCAUCCUCAUGAAGUCCCGAGUGCUGAACGAAGAGCCCCUUGAGCUGGUGGGAGGAGAAAUUAAGGCCACAGGCAAGAGGUCUGACCCCUUUAACUUGCUUUGCUACGAAAACACACCAAACUGCCAGUUCUCCAUCCCCCAGGCCUUCAACUCCACCCUUUCCAACCUGACGGAUGUCAUUCAAGUCAUGUUCCAAGUGGACUCCAACCCUUUCCCUUUUGGUUACAUCAGCAACUACACUGUGUCCACCAAGGUGGCCUCCAUGGAGUUCCAGACACACAACGGGGUGCAGAUCCCCAUCGGGAGCCUGGACUCAGAGAAAGCCAUCACUGUGAUGGUGUCAAACAGCACAGAUCCCGACAACCUUGCUGCUGGCACGGGAGUCAUCGAGCCAAGGACGUCUGUGAACCUGAUUGUGAACAUGGAGAGCAACAACAGAGAAGCAGGACUGCAUUUCCAGCUCACCUACAGAGUCCUCAAUGAUCACUACCUUGCCAGCGAGCCUGAGCCGUUCAUCAUGGCCUAUCUCCAUCACGAGCCCGAGCCCGACGAGCACAACUGCACUGCCUCCAAGAAAAUCAGCCUGGAUGCCCUGGCUGGAAGUGACCACAAGCUCUACACCUUCUUCACCUCACCCAGAACGGAUGAUCCCAUCCAGAGAUACUACCUGAACAUCACCAACCACUUCAGCUGGUCUCCAGUGGAGGUGACGCUGGGGCUCUACACAUCCCUGUGCCAGUACUUCAGCGAGCGGGAGAAGCGCUGGAAAACGGAAGGAAUUGUCCCCCUGGAGGAGACCAGGCCAGACCAGGCCGUGUGCUUAACCCAGCACCUCACUGCCUUUGGGGCCAGCCUGUUCGUGCCCCCAAACUCUGUCCAGUUCAUCUUCCCUGCCCCGGGCCCGGGUCUGAACUACAUCGUCCUGCUGACGUGUGCUGUGUGCUUCGUGACCUACUCGGUGGCUGCGCUGAUCGUGCACAAGCUGGACAUGAUCGACCUGCACCGGGUGGGAGUGAUUCCCUUCUGCGGGAAGAACGGGAUGUACAAAUACGAGAUCCUGGUGAAGACGGGCUGGGGCAGAGGGUCAGGUACCACGGCCCAUGUGGGCAUUGCCCUGUAUGGGGUGGACAACAAGAGUGGUCACAGACACCUGGAUGGAGACAACGCCUUCCACCGCAACAGCCUGGACGUGUUCCAGAUCGCCACCGAGCGCAGCCUCGGCAGCAUCUGGCGCAUCCGCAUCUGGCACGACAACAAAGGACUCAGCCCCUCCUGGUACCUGCAGCACGUCAUCGUGCGGGACCUGCAGAGCAGCAAGAGCUACUUCUUCCUGGUGAACGACUGGCUGUCGGUGGAGAGCGAGGACAACGAUGGCAUGGUGGAGAAGGAGGUGUUUGCUGCCAGUGAGACGGAGCUGAGGAGCUUCUCGCGGAUCUUCGUGGCGGAGCUGCAGCGAGGCUUCUUCGAGAAGCACGUGUGGCUGUCGCUGUGGGACCGCCCGCCCCGCAGCCGCUUCACCCGCGUCCAGAGAGCCACCUGCUGCUCCCUCCUCGUCUUCCUCUUCCUCUGUGCCAACGCCGUGUGGUACGGCGUGGUGGGCAACGUCCACCUCAGCAACGUGGCCGUUUCCAACCUGAUCCCUGUGAGUGUGGACACAGUGGCUGUUGGCCUGGUGUCCAGUGUGGUGGUUUAUCCCCUCUACCUGGUCAUUUUAUUUCUCUUCCGGAUGGCUCGUGGCAAGGUCUCCAUCAGCCACACAGUGACUCACUCAGACCAGCAGUCCUUGGAGAUUGACAACUACCUGGACUCCUCAAUCCUCGACAGCUCCUUCCCCACCUUCCCCGGGCUCCAGGCAGAGGCCUUCUCUGAGCAAACCAAAACAGAUCUGUUCUUGGAGGACUCCAAAAGCCUGGUGAGGUGGCCCUCCAGUGAGGCCCUGCUCAGCUGGCCAGACCUCCUCAGUGACCCCUCCAUCAUGGGCAACACCAUCCAGAAGCUGAAGAGAGGCCGGGCCAGCCGCCACCUCGGGCUGGAGGCCCCGCUGGCCACCGAGGAGGACAGUUUGUCCCUUGGCAUUCACCAGGGACAGCCUCGGUACUUCUCUGCCUCAGACGAGGAUCUGAUCCGGCAGAUCCUGGCGGAUGGAGCCAGCGGCAUCUCCCACUCCCAGGACCUGGGGCCGUACAUGAGGGCUGAAACGGAUCUCAUCUCAGGCCUGUCCAGCGUGUUCGGGGAAAAGGUGGAGACUGUCAUGAUGCAGAAGCUGAACGACAAAGGGCAGAGCAUGGCAGCUCCUCCCAGGGAAGUGAGCAGAUCAGCCAAGUCCACGUGGACAGUUGCAGACCAAACGUUCAGGAAGCGCUUGCUCCCACCCUGGUGCUCCUACCUGGCUCAUGGCAUCAGCCUCCUGCUCUUCGCCACCUCCACGGGGGUCUCCGUGUGGAUCGGGGUGGGAUUUUCCUCCAGCGUGGCCCUCAUGUGGCUCAUCUCAGGGAUAUUCAGCUUUUUGGCAUCCUUCCUGGUCUGGGAGCCCCUGAAGGUGCUGCUGGAAGCCCUGUAUUUCUCCCUGGUUGCCAAGCGCCUGCACCCCGAGGAGGACGACACGCUGGUGGAGCAGCCCUGCGUGGAGCACGUGUCGGAGAAGAUCAGCAAAGUGCGGCCCCCGCAGGGCUUCGCCCUCUUCCAGGCCAAGGAGGAGGCCAGGAAGGUCAAACUGCUGCACAGGAUGCUGAAGAAUUUCCUCAUCUACAUGAUGUUCUUGCUGGUGAUCCUGCUCACCAACUACGGGGACACGUCCCGCACCAGCCGGGCCUUCCUCCUGCAGAGCUCCAUCAAGCAGCAGCUGGGCAGCAACGAGUUCCUCCUCAUCAAGAGGUCGGAUCAGUUCUGGCCCUGGAUGUCGCGGGUGUUCCUCCCGUACCUGCACAACAACGGCUCGGGCCAGGAGAGCCACAGCACCACGCUGGGCACGGCCCGGCUGCGCCAGCUCCGCCUGCACCAGGCCGAGUGCCAUGCCCAGGACAUCCUGCCCGGCGUGGGCAGGGCCCGGAGGAGCUGCACUGACCAGCACAGCUUUGCCACUGCUGACUAUGGCACAGGCUGGGAGAGGGCAGCGGGGAACGUGACGGCGGCGUGGGCACACUCCCCACCUGACCUGGCAGGGAUCUGGUACUGGGGUUACAUCUCCUUCUACGACAGCAGCGGGUACGUGCAGGAGCUGGGCCCUUCCCUGGAGGAGAGCCGGGCCCAGCUGGACUUCCUGCAGCAGCACACGUGGAUCGACAACAUGAGCCGGGCAGUGUUUGUGGAGCUGCUGCAGUACAACCCCAGCGUGGACCUGCACGUGGCCAUCACCCUGCGCCUGGAAUUCCCGGGAUCCGGCCAGGCCAUCGCCGCCCUCACCAUCAGCCCCUUCCCGCUGCUGCGGCUCAGCGGGGGGGUCACCCUGCAGCUGCUCAUGAUGGUCUUCCUCAUGAUGUUUGUGGUUUACUUCGUGGUGUCGGAGUCGCUGUCCAUCAAGAAGGAGGGCAGAGCCUACUUCACCCAGUGGGGCAACUACGGCCAGUGGCUCUUCAUCCUGCUCACCACGAGCACUGUGGUGGUUCACCUCAGCCAGGCCACCCUCGCUGACCAGCAGUGGCUCAAGUACCUCAACAACCGCAGGGGCUUCACCAACUUCUACCAGGUGGCCUUUCUCAGCUCCAUGUUCAGCAGCCUGGCCGCGUCCCUGCUCUUCCUCCUGACUGUGCAGGCUGCCCAGCAGCUGCGCUUCGUCAGGCAGUGGUCAGUGUUUGGGAAGACCUUCCAGAAGUCGGCCAAGGAGCUCACGGCUGCAGGGGUGGCCUUCGCCCUCCUCCUCCUGACCUACGCCCAGCUCGGCUUCCUGCUCUUCUCCUCCUCCACCGAGUCGUUCCGCAGCGUGGGCAGCAGCCUCCUGCUGCUGCUGGCCCUGCUCCGGGGCAGUGGGGGCCUCCGGCCCUGCCUGCCCGAGGCCUCGGGCCUCUGCUGCCUGUUCUGCACCAGCUACAUCGUCCUGGAGGUGUGGAUCGUGCUGAGGCUGCUCACGGUGGUGCUGAUCCACAGCUACCGCGAGAUGCACUUCGAGCUGUACCGUCCUGCCUUCGAGCCCCAGGACUACGAGAUGGUGGAGCUGUUCGUGCGCAGGCUCAAGAUGUGGAUGGGCUUCAGCAAAGCCAAGGAGUUCCGGCACAAGGUGAGGUUCGAAGGGAUGGAGCCGCUGCCCUCCCGCGACUCCAGUGACUCCAAGUCCUUCCGGGGCCCCACUCCCAGCGCCGCCUCCGACAGCUCCAGGGCCUCCACGUCCUCCAGCCAGCUGGACGGGCUGAGCCUCGUGCUGAGCACCCGGGACAGCCUGGAAGUGGACGCCGACAUCCAGCGCCUCCUUUCCCUCUUCGAGAUGCUGCUGGCCCAGUUCGACCGCGUCAACCAGGUGACGGAGGACGUGUCCCGCAUCGAGCUGCUCCUGGAGGGCUCCCGGGGCCGCCGCUCCCGGAGGAGGCCCCGCGGCCCCGAGGACGGGCUGGGCAGGGGCUGCGCGGGCGGCUCGGAGCAGGGACCCUCUCCGGAGGUGUCGGACACGGACGCGCAGCCCCCGCGGUCCCCGCGCGGUGCCGGGGCCGUGCCGGGCGGCCGGGGCUCGGUGCCCAGCCAGGGCUCGGUGCCCAGCCGGCUCCUGCGGGCGAGCCGAGGGGUCAGCGCGGUGGCCCCGGGCAAACCCUGCGGCGUGGCCGCGCCGGCCGUCAGGAGGAAGCGGCCCCUCCGCGCCAAGAACAGGGUGCACCCCACGGUCAAGUAGCCGUGUGCGUGUGGGUGAUGGGUGCAGGAGCGAUGCCCUGGCAGGGCACAGGGAGGGUUCGCCAAGGGUGGGCUGUGCCCGCCCUGCAGCCUCGGGAGCUGCCCCGCGGCUGGGCCGGCCGGGGCACACGGGGCGCUCCCGCCACGCCGCUGGCACGGCCACCCCGGGGGCCUUCCAGUGUUACAGAGCAGGGGGAGAAGGCCGAGCCUUUCCCCUGGGGCUGGGCAGGUGCAGGAGAUCCCCGUUGGAGCGGGGACCAGGGUGGGUGUUAAGUGGCCCCAGCUGUGGGUGGUGACGGGGGUGGGCACUGGGCAAGCGGGGCAAAGCUCAGCCCCUUCCCUUGCUGGCUGUGCCGGAUGGGAAAGGACAGGAGAGCCCCAGGCCUCGAAGGUUUGAACCAAGUCUUGGAUUUUUGUCGACCAGACGCACUGUGGAGGAAAGCGACAGCUUUCGAGAAGGUAUUUAACCCACCUUGUUUUUUAAGCAUAAAUAGAUAUAUAGAUAAAUGCUAUCUACGCCCAGAUCAGUUAAUUUCCAGUAUUGGCUACUUUUAUCCUCCAGAAAUUGGUACUAUUAUUUGUAUUUAAAGAAAUCCAAUAUUUAAAACAAAGGACAUUGCAAGCUCCAGCGAGCCUGGCCAGGCUGGGGGGGACAGGGAGCAGCAGCUCAGCUAGAGGGCUUUGAGACCCCGGGGCUGCUCCAGCCUCCUCCAAUUUGGGGUUCCCAAGGUGCUGGUGUCACCAUGGUCCCCACCCAUCCCUGUCCCCCCUCCGUGGCCCCCGGGCACUGCUGGCUGCUUGGCUUCUCUAACCCAAGGAAUGUAUUGCCCUAAGUAUAUGUAUUUUUUUUGGUUUACUUGUUCCUAUGUACUGCCCAGCACUUUAAACAAGGCUUUCCUCGGCUACAGUGACACGUGCGAGCUAAGAACGGGAUAAUAUAUCACAAAAGCAGUAUUUUGUUUGUUUAAAUCAUAAACUGAAAUGGGUGGCGAGGAGGCGAGCGCAGCCCCUGCUCAGGCAGCACCUUCCCUACAGCACAAAGGAGCUCCUGAGGGAGGUUUUUGGGGGUCCCUGCAGCCCUGCCCCCCCGGGACUGGCCGUGUGCUGGGCCACAGCUGCUGGGCUACAGCUGGGCUGUGCCACGGGGCACCCCCAGCUCACAGCACGGGGGUGCAGAGCAGGGCCUGGGCCCCCCCCCCCCCGGGGUCUGCGUUCCCCUCCUCAGCCCCAUUUCACCUUAUGGCUAUUGUAAGUAAUUUAUAUGGGGUGUGUUUGGUUUUUAAAUGUAUAUAUUUUUGUAUGUUUGCUAUAUUUUCAUAGCAUCGGUACCGUGUUUGAAACAUGUAGAUAGGAGACAGAAUACUAUUGUCAGAGUUAUUUAAAGGAUGUAUUAAGUGCUUCUUCCUGGGAAUGUCCCGUGUAUAUAAGGAUUGGGUGUCUGUGUGUGUGUGGUGCGUGUGCUCCCCUGGCUGAGGGUCGGCCAGGCUGGCUCGGGGCAAGGGGGGGAAGCCCCCAGGGGGUUCCUCCAUGUGUUCCAGAACCUGCUCCAGGCUUUGGACAGGCCAGAGGGUGGAAGGGAAGGCUCAGGUGGGCAGUGCUGCAGGGGAGGUGUCUUGGGAUUGGCUGCAUUGUGCCUCUGAUGCUCCUGGAAGCACCUUCCCAUGGCAGGGGAGACCUUUCCAGGCAGAGAGAGGAGUCUCCUACGGCACUUCCAUCACCUGCUGAGCCUCCCCUCCAGCCCCAGCUGUGCUGGAUACUUCUUAAGAUUUCAUUCCAUGAUCCAUGUGCUUCCUUGGCUCCUUGGCCACAUCCCAUCUGGGUGGCUGCAGGAGGACAGUGGGUACUUUGUGUUGGCUUUAGGACAGGUCUGAAUUACCUCUGGAAAACUCGGCUGCUGUGCAGGACAGAUGCUGUGGGAAGGUUGCAGAGGGAUGAGGGCGGGAGAAGAGAAAGAGGAUCAGUCAAAGUGAGCUGGUGGUUGGUCAGCGUGGAGGUGUUGGAAGAGCAGAUGGCACAGAGAAGUGGAAGUGUAGAGGGGAAAUCCAGUCCUGGUAACCAGGACACGUUGGUAAUGGCAGGAAAGGCAGGUGGGAGAAGACAGAGAAGGUCAGAGGGAGGAUCCCAGCUCAGGGGCAGGAGGUGCCUGGAGCAGGCAGAACCAGCACUUAGUGGUUGAGCCCAGGGCUGGGGCCAGGCAUUGGUCAGCUUUGUGCUCUGUGCUCCAAAAAAAACCCCUGGUUUUCAAGGCAGAGAUGUAAAACUGUUGGCCUUGGAUUUUUUGUUCCUUUAGCUUCCCAGGCAGCACAGCACCAGGCUCUGCCCUGGCAGAUGUCCAUGAUUUAUUUGGUGACAAUGCCAGUGCAAGCCCUGUCCCCAAAUCCACAAGGCAGUAACAGGAGCAGUGGUGAGGUGUCCCAGGGACCUGGAAUGUGUCUCUGCAGCUGAUCAUGGCACAGGGCUGGAGUCACAUCCAGCUCCUAAGCUCCUUGCUCCACUCACAACUGCUCCGGCACAGCCAUGUGGGUGUGGAUCCAGCCACCCCCGAGGGCCCUGGGGGAAUGUUCAGUGAUUGAAAUGAACCAAGCAGGUCUUGGAAAUCUCUUGGAGAGACAAAAAUUUCAGUUCACGACCCAGAGUUUAGUUCUCAGCUUGAGUAUCCUCAUUAAAAAAGGUCGGUGGUGAAGUGCAGGAAGGAGAGAUGGAGGCAAGAGGGGCAAGAGCAGGGCCCCAACUGCCUGGAGCAGCCCUUUCUGAGCUAAAGGGGAAGCUGUAACAAGGACACUCCCCAAAUCCAUCAGGACUUUUGUUCCCAAGUGCCUGUUCCUUACUAAGCUUGCCCUGUGUGUAUGUGUGUGUGUGUGACUUGGUGUGUGUGACUUACCAAGUGCUUCUUCUAAUCAAAGAGGAGCAGAAAUGGGAUCAGACAACUGCCCUCCCUCUGUCCUCCCCUGGAAGAAUGGAGAGCAGCUCUGCCCCCCUCCCCAGUUGUUUCCUGAAGAGCCCAACCCCUCUGUGGUGGGCAGCACCCACAGCUUCCAGCACUCACAGUUCUCAGAGCAGCAGUUACUUGUUGGAGCAUCCCAGGGUCCCCUCAGUGUCCCAGCUAAGGCACAGCUGCAGCCACAGGGACUCAAGUCAGGAGUUACACCCUCACAGCAAUAAACUUGACUUGCAGCCCUCGCCAGUGAACCCCCCUGAAUGUAUAUUUCUGUGUCUGUAGUCACCAAGAGAUGGUUUCUUAUUUAUUGUCGUAAAUCUCACAACGCUGCAUCAGGAUCAAGCUGCUUAAAGGAAAAGCAAAACCCCGAUCCAUUAGUUCCAAGGGAGAGGGAGGGACUUCUGUAAGUGCCUUUUUUCUUUUUUUUAAAGAACUGAUUGUGAACAAAAUGCCAGUGGUUCCUGUCGGGUCAGCAUUUCACUGCAAACAAAAAUGGUGUGUUUUGUAACUGUGGGGAUGUUUCUUAAAAACUGACAAGGUCAAAUAAACACUGACUGCUACAAC